This is a messenger RNA of Lentinula edodes (shiitake mushroom), 1426 nucleotides long. RefSeq lists its product as uncharacterized. The transcript is spliced from 11 exons. The coding region runs from base 127 to 1275 and encodes 382 amino acids. Gene Ontology annotation, molecular function: calcium-dependent phospholipid binding; calcium ion binding. The record is from RefSeq and is a predicted model, not a curated record. NCBI's taxonomy places the organism in Eukaryota, Fungi, Basidiomycota, Agaricomycetes, Agaricales, Omphalotaceae. Gene Ontology annotation, cellular component: cytoplasm.
CCCUCAAUACCCGUGACCGUCAUUUCUUACUUCCACCAUAUCUGACCUCCUUCAUUAUUCCAGAACCCAUCAUACGUUGCACCUCCAACAUCCGGAUACGCUCCGCCUCCAGGGCCUCCUCCUUCAAUGCCUGGAAUGCCUGGUCCAGGUUUUGCCUCUGGAUAUGCACCGCCUCCAGGCCCACCACCAUCUUCGUAUACCGGUGCGCUUAGCCAACAAUACGGCCAACAACAAUACGGCCAGCAAAUCGUUACAUACUACCUGAACACACCUAUCCCGCCUCUCGAUGGUCCACCGCCGGCGCAGGGUGUUCCGGGACACGAUGGAUACAACGGAAACGCGGAUGUGGAGAAGUUGAGGGAUGCGAUGAGGGGUAUUGGGACGAAGGAGAGUCUUCUAAUCCAAACAAUUACCCCCCUUUCCGCUAUGAAUCUCGCCAUUCUGGGUGCCACUUACCGCGCUGCGACGGGCAAGGAGCUCAUUGCGGAUGUGGAGAGCGAAACGAGUGGACGGUUGAGAGACGUACUAGCUCCCCUCGUUUUCGGACCUGUCGAGUAUGAUGUCAAGCUGCUUCAUGAGGCGUUGAGUGGAGCUGGCACCGACGAACACCUCUUAACCUCCCUCAUCGCCGACCGUUCGCCCUCGGAUCUCUACCUUCUCAACCAAGCAUACCGCGCACGACACCGUCGAACCUUGGAGGAAGCGGUGAAGGGCGAUUUGAGUGGGAAGACUGAAAGGAUUUACACAAUGAUCUUAUCCUCCAAUCGGCCCUCCGACAACAGUCCUGUCGAUCCUCAGCUUGUUGAGGCGGAUGUCAAGGCACUGUACAAAGCUGGCCAAGGUAAGAUCGGAACAGAUGAGAUCGCAUUCUGCAACAUCAUCAUCAACCGCACGGUCCCUCACCUAACUGCAUUAUGGGAAUCAUACCAGCGUCAACACGGAAAAACGCUCUCAAAAGUUAUCAAGAAUGAGUUCUCUGGCCACACAAAAUCCACACUUCUUCACAUCGUCACUGCAGCUAAUCCGAAACACAUAACCGACGGGCCCAGAGUAUGGCGGGACGUAAAGUUGUUGGAAGCUACGAUGAAAGGAAUGGGUACAAAGGAUGAUCUGCUCAUUAGACGACUCAUCCGCACCCACUGGGACCAAAUACACUUCACCAACGUCAAACGCACGUAUGAGCGCAAGUAUAAGAAGUCGUUGGAGGCUCGGGUCGCUAGUGAGACUAGUGGGGACUAUAAGAAGGCAUGUGUUGGCGUUGUUCGGGGGGCGUGAGCUGGAGGAGUUCGUAGGCACAUUCUGAAGAUUCUGUGCAAAUGCGCGAAAUCUUGAACGAAGGUGUCUAUGGAUUGUGUUUGUGGUGAAUUAUAACUUAGGGGCAUUGUAAUGUGUACACCAGCAACUGAAUGAUGGUUUAAAUUUCACC